Pezoporus flaviventris is the source of this 3148-nucleotide messenger RNA. RefSeq names its product kelch like family member 34 (gene KLHL34). The transcript is spliced from 2 exons. The record is from RefSeq and is a predicted model, not a curated record. Gene Ontology annotation, molecular function: protein binding. Lineage: Eukaryota; Metazoa; Chordata; Aves; Psittaciformes; Psittacidae. The coding region runs from base 28 to 1998 and encodes 656 amino acids.
UCAUCUAGCUCCCUCAUCUGUCACCUGAUGGCCAGCCAAGCAAGUGCUCCGCACAACCGUGGACCCUUCAUCCUUGCACAAGUGACAGAGGCAAGAAAACUGGAGGUCUGCUGGGCACUCAAGCAAUGGCUAGUGAACAGGGCAGCUAUUUCACUGUCUAAUUGCAUUUUUACUUUAAUAACUUCAGGGGAAAGUGCUGCAUUGCCUACCAUGAGUUACUUUCUGUCCUACUGUAAAGCGCACUGCACCACCGUACUCGCUCAGUAUCAGACCCUGAGAUCAGAGGGCUUUCUGUGUGAUAUUUUGCUGAAAGUGAAGGAAAAUGAAUUUCCUGCACACAAAUCCUUGUUGGCAUGCUCCAGCGACUAUUUCCGAGCUAUGUUCAAAAGUUACACCCAAGAGUCUAAGGCCAGUGUAAUUCACCUGCAAGUUGUCUCACCCACUGGUCUCCAGCAUGUCCUGGAUUUCAUUUACACUUCCUUGUUGCCCCUUUCCUUUGAAAGCCUGGAGGAUACCUUGGAAGCUGCAAGCUACUUGCAAGUGACUGACGCUAUUGGCUUGUGCAAUCAAUACUUAGUUAACAACCUUGCCUUGGAAAACUGCUGCUUCUCUGCCAAUGUGGCCAGGAAGUUCUACUUGCCAGAUGCCUUAGAAGCAACAGAAAAAUAUAUUGUCAAAAAUCUCUGGAAACUGCUGGACUUGGAUUUGCCAGGACUGCUCGAACUGAACUUCAGGUCUUUGCUAGCAGUGGUUCAAUCACCAGAUCUCCCCAUAGUGAAAGAAACCUGCUUGUUGAAUCUUGUGCUGCUCUGGCUGAAGCAGGAUAAAUCCAGGCUGGUUCACACAAGCAGCCUUUUAGAGCACAUAAGAUACGGUCUCAUCCCAGUGGAAGAGCUGAGAAAAGCCUACAGACAGUCGGAAGUACCCCUCUCAUCAAGUAUUAAGUGCUUGAUCAUUAAAGGAAUAAAUUACCAUACAUCGGUUUACAAACAGCCUGUCCUGCAGGAUAAGUCCACCACACUAAGGAAUGAGAAAACUCGCAUCAUUCUGCUGGGGGGAGGAACAGCAAGUGGGGGGCUUGUCACAGAUGUGGUGGCCUUCGACGUUUACAAUCACAAAUGGCGAGCUCUCACAAAGGUGCAGGACAGGGUGCAGAACCACAGUGUAUGCGUGGUGGGGAACUUCCUCUAUGUCUUGGGUGGGGAAAUAGAAAAUGGUGCUCCAGGUGACACUAAAACCGAAAAGAACCUAUUGGUUACAAACAAGGUCUACCGUUAUGACCCGAGAUUUAACGCAUGGACCCAAAUCACAGGCAUGCUGGAGAAGAGAUGCCAGUUUUCUUGCUGUGUCUUGGGCAAGGAUAUCUUUGCUAUUGGUGGAAGGGGUGGGGAUGGGUCACUGCAUUCAUCUGUGGAAGUCUACAACAUCAGCAGGGACAGAUGGACAAAGGCCAGGGAAUUGCCAUGUAAGAUGCAUGGCCAUGCCAGUGCCAUUUGCAAGAAUACUAUAUACAUCUCUGGCGGCAAGUACUCAGAUCCAGCCAGCACAAGCAAGGAUGUAUAUUCUCUGAGCUCAUUUGAAGGGCAGUGGGUGAAACAAGCACCCAUGAGCAUUGCUCGAUUUGGGCAUCAGAUGGCAACAAUCAGAGAAGCCAUAUUCACCUUUUUAGGAUUAUAUGAACCAUUCUCUGAAAUAGAAAGAUACGAUCCUGAUCAAAACCAAUGGACUCGGUUAAGACCACUUAUCUAUGAUCGAUUUUGCUAUGGUCUGGCAGUGGUAGAGGAAACAGCUCUUCUUAUUGGGGGAAAGAAAUGGCAGAACUCACAGGAAGUCCCCACGCAAGAUGUGGUCGGUUAUGACAUUGACAAUGAUGGCUGGGAAGAGAUCUGCAAAGCUCCCUCGCCUUGGUGUGGGCUGCAGUGCGCGGUGCUGCAACUCUCCGAACUGGCCGAUGAGCAGGAGACUGACAGCCAGCAGAAGAGGCGGCUGAACUGCUGAGCUCACACACUGAGGAAGAACCAUCUCAGGGGACAAGUAUCAGGGUGGUGCUGAGGAAGAAGAAGAAAACUGCAAUGGCACUGAAUGUGUCAGAGUCAAAGCUUUUCCUUAAUAAGCCAAACACCUGGUGGAAACAUGCAAGGAAGUCUGGCUCCAGCAUGGGAAAAGGUGCUGGAAUUACAGAGUUGGAAGCCUAUCUCAUUAAGGAAGGAUGUAGCAAGUGGCACAUUUUGAGGCAAUGUGCAAGAAUCGUAAUCCUUGACUUUUGAAGAAUAAUACCUAGAUAGCAAUUAAUUUUUCAAGUCCGAUAUUUCAAAGGUUAAAAAAAUAUAAUCCAUCUUUUCUGUUUUCUUAAUCAGAGGUAAUUUUCCUAGCUGGUAAGUGCCAUUGAAUUCUUAUACUAUGGCUAAGCAAAAUAAAAGUGAACUGUAUAAAGACUAGAAAAUUGAUGCCUAUGAGAACUAAUAACAUAUGCUGCCAAGGAAAAGGUAUUAUUCGAUAUGCUACAUACAAGGAAAGAACAUCUUAGCUAACCAGCAUGAAAUUACUGGACAGAAAGCAUGGAUUUUUUUGAUAUAUGGACUCAAGUUAUGGCCAUGAGUUGAAACAGUGAUUGUUUAGCAGAAGUCAUUUCUCCCUGAGCAGCUUUUGUUGCAUUAUGCCCUUCAGAUGCUUAUUUUGUGUCAUUUUAAAGACCAGCACAGCACAUUUCUUUUGUACCAAAACCUUGUGUUAGUUUAGAUGGCCAGAGCUGAAGUGGUAUACUUAUUAUUAGCCUUGUUACAGGAGUUGCUGUAACUAAUCCCUUGAAACUUACCUCAGUAGCACAUGCUGCUUUAUCAUACCUGCUCAUAAGGGUAAAAUGGAUCAUAGCUGCUGAAUGAUCUGCGAGAAUCUUGCAGUCAGAAAAGGUUUACUUUCAUCAAAGAGGAUGAAGGUGAGAGAGGUAACUGAAUGUUGUCAGAAGUCUUUAUUCAGUGUCUGCCUACAUAUGAAACAGCAAGCCUUACUUUUUGGCCAUGCUGGACAAGUUUGAAGGCACAGAUUAUGAGGGUACUUUAAACACUGUGUAUCUGUGAAAUGCAGGUAAAAUGGCCAGAUGCUGCAGAAUCACUUUGGUAUGAAGUAAAUUGAAUCCUGAGUCACAAGU